CCAGCACCAAAUAGUACGUAACUAUGAGGCGGACCGGAAGGUUUGAUGAGCAAUCCCCACCAACAUUGCUUGAAAAAUCUACUCAAUAAGAAAACUACUACCACUUAAUAACAUAAUAAUUAUUAUUGAAUAUAAAAUAACUGUUAAUUCUUGAAUAUGACGGACAUUUUCCGAUAAAGCAUUUCGAAGUCCUUAUACCUUAAAGUACCCUAAUUCAGCGCAUUUUGUCCAAACAAAUAUAUUUCAUUUGAAAAUUUCGACCUCUGCCUAUUCCGUUACCUGGUGGUCAUAAAUUACAUGCUUACUAAAGCUUAUUAUGAACUAUAAUUUUAAAUUUCUGAAAAAAAAUACGAAAUGCGCGGAGUAAGGAUCUUGGCAGCGCUGAAUUACGCCACAUUACGUCAUUUUAUUUGAUAAUUUUUUUAAACUUGUAAAAACAAUUAUCAUUUACAUCUAAUAUGAGUUACUGUAUUGUUAUUUUAAUUUCAGAAGCCCCGGUGGAUCUAAUCAGGAAAUCGAUAAUGAUGCUAACACAAAGCAGCCUUCGAAAGGCGAAAUAUCCAACGACACAUCCUCCGCAAAUCUCGAAAAAGAUGAUAAAAAUGCUUCAGUCGACUCGAAUGAUGGUUCGAUUGAAGAAGAUUGCCAAAUAAUCAAAGCAGAGUUUGAGCCUUCUAGCCAGGAACCGGAUGAAAUUGAAGCACUCGAAGACGAACACCAUUCCGAUGAUGAUCCGGUUAUGAUUGACGAUUGCGAGAACGAGAAUUUGUCCGAAUCCGCUUUUGACCUGAACAAACUCGAAGACCAGCAGCCUCAAAGUAUGGAAGAAGACGAAGAGGAGGAGUACAUUGUCCAUCCGAGUGGAGUUAUCUAUAGUUCCGAUCAGAGCAGCGAUUUGGUCACAGUGGAUCAUCAAGCAAUGUCGGACAUUAUCUCUGAUGGAGAGUCGUCUGAUAUGAGGGAGCUAGUCGAAGUUUCGGCGAGUGUGUCCGGCGACAAUGUAUUCAGCAUUGUUACUCUUGAUUAUCAAUGCAACGUUUGUAACGACAUAUUUGAAAACGCUGUUACAUUUAUUCAGCACACAAAUACUGUGCACAAAGAAGAAUAUACACAAAACUGCAAACAUUGCUAUUUGAUUUACAAAACUAAGGAAGAACUGAUUGCUCAUGACUGCGCAGUGAAGCCGAAAAUUUUUGAGUGUUCAGAAUGUUCAAACAGAUUUCAAACAUUGAAAGAUUUGCGAACUCACACCAAGCAUGUACAUAGCUCCUCACAAGCAUACGGCGAGACUCCAAGAAAAGUUAACCUUUUCAAAUGUGAUUACUGUGAUCUGACCAUGAACAGCAAUCAACAUUUACUAGAUCACGUACAGGCAGCUCACGCGACGGAAUACGUACUACAUCUGUGUGACCAAUGUGACCGAUCUUUUGGAAAUACUCAAACCCUGAAGGCGCACAUGGCUGCCCACGAGCGCAACUACAAGUGCAGCUUUUGCGGAAAGUUAUGUCCAACCGCCGUUUCACUAGCUGGACACGAAAAUACCCACACCAAGGAUCAACCCUUUCAAUGCUCGCAAUGUGGCCGGAAUUUCGCCCAGUACACCAGUAUGCGCAGGCACAUGAAGAUCCACUUCAACGAGAAGGCAUACCAGUGCGACUUCUGUGCGAAACGGUUCCGCCAGAGGACGGUGAUGUUAACCCACCGGAGGAUCCACACUGGGGAGAAACCCUUUUCCUGCGGGACUUGCAACAAAACGUUUCGCGAUCACAGCACACUGGCGAAGCAUAAAAGGAUUCACGAGAAGAAACCACCUGCCAACAAGAAUUAGAAUCUAUGUACGCAUAUGUGUUGAUUUGUAAUAAAUUAUAGCUGAAUUUCUUUUACACA
Aedes aegypti (yellow fever mosquito) is the source of this 1887-nucleotide messenger RNA. Its product is annotated as zinc finger protein 239-like. Bases 740 to 1828 code for a protein of 362 amino acids. Gene Ontology annotation, cellular component: nucleus. Gene Ontology annotation, molecular function: DNA-binding transcription activator activity, RNA polymerase II-specific; RNA polymerase II cis-regulatory region sequence-specific DNA binding. The record is from RefSeq and is a predicted model, not a curated record. The transcript has a single exon. NCBI's taxonomy places the organism in Eukaryota, Metazoa, Arthropoda, Insecta, Diptera, Culicidae. Gene Ontology annotation, biological process: regulation of transcription by RNA polymerase II.